Molecule: messenger RNA, 2388 nt
Organism: Pygocentrus nattereri (red-bellied piranha)
Lineage: Eukaryota; Metazoa; Chordata; Actinopteri; Characiformes; Serrasalmidae
Gene: ftr14l
Product: finTRIM family, member 14-like
Exons: 6
Coding region: 73-1563 (496 amino acids)
Molecular function (GO): zinc ion binding; protein binding
Source: RefSeq, a predicted model, not a curated record
CACAACAGUUUCAUUGAAACUAGACGGCACACAGAGACCUUGCCUGUGGCUUUGCUCUGCGGGAGCAGCAGAAUGUCUCGCCGCAGUAGUGUGGCUGACCAGAGCCGGUCCGGCACAAUGGGGAAGUCUCAGAGAAGUGAUUCAUAUGGCAGGUACAGCAGCCCAAGACCCAGCAGCCGGGAUGUUCAGCGGAAUGUCCUGUGUGACUUCUGCCUGACCAAGAAAAUGAAGGCUGUGAAGUCCUGUCUAACAUGCCUGACCUCGUUCUGUGAGACCCACCUGCAGGCCCACUACGAAUACCCGGCACUGAUGAAGCAUAAGCUGGUCACAGCAACGGGGCAGCUGAGGGAGAAGAUCUGCGCUGAACAUGACAAACUGCUGGAGGUCUUCUGCCGCUCCGACCAGACCUGUGUUUGUGUUCUGUGUAUCAUGGAAGAACACAAGAAACACAACAUUGUCUCUGCUGCAGCUGAGAGGACAGAGAAGCAGAAACAGCUCGGGGCUAAGCUGAUGGCCUCUCAGCAGAUGAUUGAUGAGAGAGUGAAGAAGUGGCAGGAUCUGAGGCAGGCGGCAGAGUCUCUAAAGCACUCAUCCCAGAAUGUGCUGGAGGAGAAUGAGAGGAUCUUCACUGAACUGAUGCGAGCACUGGAGAGGAGAUACAUAGACGUGAAGGAGAUGAUUAGAGCUCAGGAGGCAGCUCUGAUGACCCAGUCAGUGAGACACCUGGACCGAAUGGAGGAGGAGAUCACUCUUCUGAGGAUGAAGCACAACGAUCUGGAGAAGCUGUCACACUCUGAUGAUCAUAUCCAUUUCCUGCAGAGCUGGCAGUCUCUUUCUGCACCCUCCGGAUAUGAAGACUUGUCCAAAGUGACACUGGCCCAGCAGCACUCUUUUGAAAAAGCAAAGAAAGCCAUCUCAGAGCUUAAAGUGCAGUUAGAGGAUGUAAGUAAGGAUGAACUGAGCAAGAUCUCAUCUGCAGUAAGGGACGUUCAAAUUCUGCAUGCUCUGGAGCCAAAAACAAGAGAAGACUUUUUACAGUAUUCCAGCCACCUUUCUCUGGAUCCUUUAACAGUUCACCCUAACCUGCACCUCGCUGAGGGGAACACAGUGGUGCGCAUGAGCAAUGACCCCAAGAAUUAUCCUGACCACCCUGAGCGGUUUGACCACUGGCAGCAGGUGUUGUGCCAGGAGAGCUUGUCUGGCAACCGAUACUACUGGGAGGUGAACUGGAGCGGUACAGAGAUUGACAUUGCUGUGACUUACAAGGCAGUUAGCAGGAAAGGCAACGACAACAUCUGCAGCUUCGGAUGGAACGAUAUAUCUUGGAGCCUGUACUGCUCUGAGUCCAAGUACUCCUUCAUGCACAACAACAAAAGCACCACUCUACCAGUGCCCACUUCAUCCAGAAUAGCAGUGUAUAUAGACCACAAGGCUGGAACACUGGCCUUUUACAGCGUGUCAGACAAAAUGACUCUUCUCCACAGGGUGAACACCUCAUUCACUCAGCCACUCUACGCAGGGUUUGGAGUCUGGGGUUUUGGAACUACUGUAAAGAUAUUAUAAAAGAAUCACAUACAUUCUUAACAGUAAUGGUUCCUAUAUGGCUUUUUGACUUUUUUUUUUUUACUUUAGGUUUUAGAAAAAAAAAUGUAUAAUGGUGUAGAGCCAUUACAUCAUUGAGAUUAUUUAUACUUUAAAAAGGCUCUUCACACUCCUACAUCUCAUUUCCAUUAACAGUUCUUUAAAGAACUGUCCAUUUACAGGUUAAUUCAGAACUUUCAUGGAAUCAUUCCAUAAAAAUCCUCUUGGUAUGCCUAUUUUUAAGAGUGUACGGUGUCUUUUUUUGGACCUUUCACAAAUGGACAUACAGUUGUAUGCAAAGGUUUGGGCGCCCCUGGUUAAAUUACAUGCUCUAAGUAAAACAGGUCCACAUCCUCUACUGGUAAUACACUUCUGCACAUGGUAAUGCACAAAUACUGUUUAUUUGCUGAAUUUAACAUAUUAGACAAACAACAAAACAUACAUUUUGCACAGGCCAAAUUUUUCAUUUAUUUCUGGUAUGUUAAACUCAGCAAAUCAAUUUGACAUUGUGCAUAGAAUUGUGCAAAAGUGGCAUAUUUCAGUUUUUUUGUGUGUAGUUUUUUUAUUUCAAAAAUCAACAAAAUGUGCAAUUUGACAGGGGGUGUUCAAACUCUGCAUAUGACAGUCCUUAUUUUUUUAUUUUUUCAAUUCUGUUGACGAAACUAAUUGACAAAGUAAAAGGGAGAAAUGACUAAAUGGUUGCAGGCGAUUGGUGCUACUACUGCACCAAUCCACUAGGUGGAGCAAUUCCAUCUUUUUGUUACUAAACAGUAAACAAAUAAAUAAAUAAAUAAAUAACUGACUGGC